AGAGGAGCUGACAAGAAGGAUGAGCCUGGAAUCUAUGGUAGAAACCUUAAGAGAGGAAGCACAGGAAGCAGAAGCUCUCCAGGAGGAGUUAAAUGAAAAGAUUGAGAGACUGAAAGCAGAACUUGUGGUCUUUAAGGGUCUGAUGAGUGAUCCCAUGACAGACCUGGACACAAAGAUCCAAGAAAAGGCCAUGAAGGUGGACAUGGACAUCUGCCGUCGAAUCGAUAUCACGGCCAAGCUGUGCGAUGUAGCACAGCAGCGCAACUCGGAAGACGUUUCCAAGAUAUUCCAGGUGGCUUCCAAGAAGAAGGAACGUAAGCUCACGUCCGACGAUGACCUCUCGGAGCAGGAUGGGGACAACAGCAGGUUCUCUGAUGAUGAAGUCAGCUGUUCCCUCAACAUCACAGAUGAAAUGAAGAGGAUGUUUAAUCAGCUCCGUGAGACCUUUGAUUUUGAUGAUGACUGUGAUAGUUUAACAUGGGAGGAGAAUGAGGAAACUCUGCUGCUUUGGGAAGACUUCACCAAUUGCAACCCUUCAAUUGACCUCCAAGGAGAGCAGGAAGAAAACCUGGGAAACUUGAUCCACGAGACAGAGUCUUUCUUUAAAACGAGAGACAAGGAAUACCAAGAAACAAUAGGGCAGAUAGAGCUGGAAUUAGCCACAGCCAAGAGUGACAUGAAUCGCCACCUUCAUGAAUAUAUGGAAAUGUGCAGUAUGAAGAGGGGCCUGGAUGUACAAAUGGAAACCUGUCGGAGGCUUAUCAAAGGCUCAGCUGACAGAAACUCUCCCUCUCCCAGCUCUGUAGCCAGCAGCGACUCAGGAAACACAGAUGAAAUUCAGGAUGAGUUGGACAGAGAGACCGAUGUGGAGCCCAUGGUCAGCUGA
Acanthisitta chloris (rifleman) is the source of this 886-nucleotide messenger RNA. It is a transcript of the gene IFFO2, whose product is annotated as intermediate filament family orphan 2. Bases 20 to 886 code for a protein of 288 amino acids. The transcript is spliced from 9 exons. The record is from RefSeq and is a predicted model, not a curated record. NCBI's taxonomy places the organism in Eukaryota, Metazoa, Chordata, Aves, Passeriformes, Acanthisittidae.